GAUGAUGGCUGCAUACUAUCAAGAUUAACAGGGGCUCCAGAUGAAAGAAGCAUAUGUGGAAUGACCUCAUGGGUAUCAGCAGUAUGUGCAAUUCCACAGACCUGCCAUUUGAAGAAAGCCGCGAGCUCCUGAUUGUAGUAUACAGCUUAAUUUUUGCGAUAGGCCUACCAGCUAAUUGCCUAACUGCUUUUGUGACACUUGUGCAAAUUUACAAAAAAAAUAUCACAGCCAUCUACCUGUUUGGCCUGUCCCUGUGCAACAUUAUGUACCUGAGCACCCUUCCCCUCUGGAUCAUCUACGUGAAAAAUGACCAUCAUUGGAAAAUGGGGAGACCGUCAUGCCUAGUGACUGGAUAUAUCUUUUUCUGCAACAUCUACAUCAGCAUUCUUCUCUUGUGCUGCAUUUCUAUCGAUCACUACAAGGCUGUGGUACGUGCACUGGAAAGCAGAGGGAAAUGUUUCAGGUCCCAAAGGACUGCUACUAUGGUCACAGUCGCCUUCUUUGUCACCAUUGCUGUGAUCUAUUGCCCUGUGUUUUUCAACAAAAAUAUCCAGGAAGAAAACACAGAAACUUGCUUUGAAACUCCUCUCGAUGUCAAUUUGGCCCUUUACAAUAUCAGCCGGUUCUUCUUGGGAUUUUUCAUUCCUUUGGGGGUCCUUCUUUUCACAAACUACAGGAUUUUUCAAAGUAUUAAGACCAGCUGCAGCCUCAAUCCAGACCAGAAAGCUAAAGUGAGAAACGUGGCAAUUGCCAUCAUUUCUGUAUUUAUACUGUGCUUUGCUCCCUACCAUUUCGUGCUCCUUGUAAGAGCCAUUAUCUUCUUUCAGUAUCGAGAUAAGGUAUGCACAUUUGAGAAAAACAUCUAUACUACUUCUGUGAUCUUUCUGUGUUUUUCCACUGCCAAGAGCAUUGCAGACCCAUUUAUCUAUGUGCUAGCUGGUGAAAAUGUCAGGCGUGAGAUGUAUCGCACAUGUAGAGGGUGUGGAAUUCAUUCAUCAGAUGAAUCCCAGUGACAUCAAAAACACACAAGUUAGGAAAUAAAGAAGACAAUAUUACUGCCCUUCACUA
Molecule: messenger RNA, 1068 nt
Organism: Notechis scutatus (mainland tiger snake)
Lineage: Eukaryota; Metazoa; Chordata; Lepidosauria; Squamata; Elapidae
Gene: GPR132
Product: G protein-coupled receptor 132
Biological process (GO): negative regulation of G2/M transition of mitotic cell cycle; G protein-coupled receptor signaling pathway; G1/S transition of mitotic cell cycle
Cellular component (GO): membrane
Molecular function (GO): G protein-coupled receptor activity
Source: RefSeq, a predicted model, not a curated record